GUUACGGCGCGAGCGUGGUCACGUGCCCGCUGGUCACCGCCGCCACCUCCCGCCCUCCUCUUGCCGCUCGGGCCGGCAGGUUCCACGAGAGAGCCCGGCAGACUGAGGGGGAAAGAGAGCGAGCGAGCGAGCGAGCGAGAGACAGAGAGAGAGAGAGAGAGAAAGAGAGAAAGGAAGGAGGGGAGGAGGAUUCAGGGAGUAGGAGCUGGGGAGCCCUGCUGCGCACAGAGAGGUUCUGAUGGCUGGGUGAAGAGAGGAAAACGGCAGAAAGGUUGAAGUGCUGUGAUACUUUUUUACACUUGGAAAGAAGCUGCCCUGUAUCUCUAAAGUUGAGAACACUGUGACUCCUCUAGGGCUGGGAUUAAAGAUGUGCACCAUGAACUCCUGGUUUCUGUGACAAAUUAAUGUGACUACUGGGAUUAAAGAUGUGUGUCACCACUGCCUGGUAAUUACUUUUGGUGACUGUCUCCUCUUUAUGCAAUGUAUCAGUCCAUAUCUGAAACCAGACACCCUCUGCAGUCAGAAGAACAGGAAGUAGGCAUUGACCCCUUGUCCCGCUAUUCACAUAGGUCUGGAGGAGAUCCAAGUCAAAAUGGGAAAAGAACAAAUUCUACCUUAGACUCUGAAGGAACCUUUAAUUCAUAUAUGAAAGAAUGGGAAGAACUAUUUGUAAACAACAGUUACUUGGCAACAAUAAGACAGAAGGGGAUUAAUGGGCAGCUAAGAAGCAGCAGGUUCCGCAGCAUCUGCUGGAAGCUCUUUCUUUGUGUUCUUCCUCAAGACAAAAGUCAAUGGAUAAGUAGAAUUAAAGAACUAAGAGCAUGGUAUAGCAGUAUUAAAGAAAUACAUAUCACUAAUCCAAGGAAAGCUGUUGGCCAACAGGAUCUGAUGAUCAACAAUCCCCUUUCACAAGAUGAAGGAAGCCUUUGGAACAAGUUCUUCCAGGAUAAAGAAUUGCGGUCCAUGAUUGAGCAGGACGUCAAAAGAACAUUUCCUGAAAUGCAGUUUUUCCAACAAGAAAAUGUGAGAAAAAUUCUUACAGAUGUUCUGUUUUGUUAUGCUAGAGAAAAUGAGCAGUUGCUUUAUAAACAGGGUAUGCAUGAGCUGCUAGCACCUAUCAUCUUUGUUCUUCACUGUGACCACCAAGCUUUUCUACACGCCAGUGAGUCUGCACAGCCCAGUGAGGAAAUGAAAACUCUGUUGAACCCUGAGUUUCUGGAGCACGAUGCCUACGCAAUGUUCUCACAGCUUAUGGAAACUGCUGAACCUUGGUUUUCUACUUUUGAGCAUGAUGGUCCAAAGGGAAAAGACUCUCUGAUGACACCCAUCCCCUUUGCUAGACCACAGGAUUUAGGGCCAACAGUUGCCAUUGUUACUAAAGUCAACCAGAUCCAGGAUCACCUACUGAAGAAGCAUGAUAUUGAGCUCUACAUGCACUUGAACAGGCUAGAAAUUGCACCACAAAUAUAUGGCUUGCGAUGGGUGCGGCUGCUGUUUGGGAGGGAGUUCCCACUACAGGAUCUGCUGGUGAUCUGGGAUGCCUUGUUUGCAGACGGCCUCAGCCUGAGCUUAGUAGAUUAUGUCUUCAUAGCCAUGCUACUCUAUAUCCGAGAUGCUUUAAUUUCUAGUAACUACCAGACCUGCCUCGGCCUUCUGAUGCAUUAUCCACUCAUCGGAGACAUACACUCACUGAUCCUUAAAGCUCUGUUCCUUAGAGACCCAAAGAGAAAUCCAAGGCCUGUAACUUACCAGUUCCACCCCAAUUUAGAUUACUACAAGGCACGGGGAGCAGACCUUAUGAAUAAAAGCCGGACCAAUGCCAGAGGUGCUCCCCUGAAUAUACACAAGGUCUCCAACAGCCUGAUUAACUUUGGAAGAAAGUUGAUUUCCCCAGCCUCGGUUCCAGGCAGCAUGGGUGGCCCUGUGCCUGGGAGCAACAGCAGCGGCUCUUUCUCUGCUGCCAUCCCCACCUCUGAGGAAGCCCCAAGGCAUCAUGUGCAGCAGCAGCGACAGCAGCAGUGGCAGGGGCAGCAACAGCAGCAGCGGCAGCAACAGCAGCAGCAGCGGCAGCAACAGCAGCAGCGGCUGAUGAAAUCUGAAAGCAUGCCGGUACAGUUGAACAAAGGCAACGUAGUUACAGGAAGCAGUGCUCAGAUCUCUGUUCCUGUCCAGGCUCUAACUGACCUCCAAGGGCAAAAUUCUAAGAUCAUCAGUCCAACCUCAAGCAUCGAGAGUUUGCCUGGGGGAAGAGAGUCCUCUGGCUCCCCACCUUCAUCAGCUUCUAAAAAGGAUUCCUUUUUCAGCAGCAUCGCGCGUUCCCGCUCACACAGCAGAACUAUAGGGAGAAAAGAGUCCGAAGAGGAAUUGGAAGCCCAGAUUUCCUUCCUCCAAGGACAGCUGAAUGACCUAGAUGCUAUGUGCAAGUACUGUGCCAAGGUCAUGGACAUGCAUCUUGUUAAUAUUCAAGAUGUGGUAUUACAAGAGAAUUUGGAAAAAGAAGAUCAAAUUCUGGUUUCCUUGGCAGGUUUAAAACAGAUCAAAGACAUUCUGAAAGGUUCCCUGCGCUUCAAUCAGAGCCAACUGGAGGCUGAGGAGAAUGAACAGAUUACCAUUGCGGAUGAUCACUACUGCUCCAGCGGCCAGGACCAGAGCCACCAAGUUCCUAGGGCCACCAAGCAGGCCCCUUCAGAGACGCCGGGCUGCACAGGUGGAGGGACCCCCGAUGACUUCAUUCUGGUUAACAAAGAAGAUGAGGGGCGCAGUGCCAGGGGGGCCUUCUCAGGCCAGUCCCAGCCUCUUCUCACCCUCAGAAGCACAUCUGGGAGGAGCAGAGCAGCCUGCUCCCCAUUGGUAUUCUCAGACCCCUUGAUGGGCCCAGCCUCAGCCUCCUCCAGCAACCCCAGCUCCAGCCCUGAUGACGACAGCAGCAAAGACUCUGGCUUUACCAUCGUCAGUCCCCUGGACAUCUGAACACAGGGACCCGACUAGUGGAGACCCUGCUGCUGAACUAACUUUUUUUUCCCAGCAUGCAUUUUGGCACUGGCACACCCAUCCUUUAACAAGAGGUUUCCUCUUUUCGUGCCCUAUGUUCACCAGAAGUGCAGGUAGAGCUUUCCACCUGACCCUGUGACCCUUGCUCUGAGCUAGGGCGAAGUCAGGCACCCAGCUCCGUGCCCACUGUCAGACAGACCACAGUUUGUGUCACCGUCUUCCAUCCUCCUCCCCAGCAGCUCUUUCGGCUGCACCUAGCGGGAGGAGCUGCUUUCAGGACUUCCUGUUAGCAAGGCUUUGGCGAUCUGGCAGCCAGCCUCCCUGCUGCCUUCAGAAGCCGUGCUGCACUCAGAGUGAACUGGAGAUGCAGGGGCUCAGAUUAGGACUCAGAUUCUGGUUUGACUCGAGUACAUUUCCAGGCCCUGUGCUGAAUAAACUUCAGCCUCCACUGUUCUCCCUGAACUGCAUUUCACCUUCUAGAAUCUCCACAGGCAUGAAGCAUGAGGCGGCUGUAAACUAAGGUGGCCUCUUACAAUGAGCAGCAUAAAGGGAAAUCACAUUUCCACGACCAAGAGCCAAACCCCACUGGGAAUUAGAUUUGGGGUCCCUUCUGUGGGAGCAGGCUUCCCAAAAAGCAUUCCAGGGGCCAGAAGAAUCCAGGGCCCCUACUCAGCCCGCCCCACUCUGAUGCUCAGCUGUAAAGUCAUCCGGGUACUGCUUCAAGGAUGGUUCUGCAUGCCCUGUGCCCUGCCUGGGCUGCCACAGCUGUGCCACCUCCUUUGCUGGCAGAGUCAGAGCUGUGCCGGGCACUCUUUCCUGCAAGGAGAAGGGCUUUCUGUGCCCAAGCUGGCACUCCACUGGGGACAGUGGGAACUGUUGGCAGAUGUAGCACCUGCUACACUUGCCUUGUGUCCCUCCUGCAGAGGGCAGUAGCCUCUGGGCAGUGUCCCCCUCCUUCCCAGCACUGCCUUUCUCUGCAGACAAGUACACUGAUGUGUGAUGCUCCUCCAUCUUGGAAACAGGGACACUGAAGUCCUCCCCUAUGAGGACUUUUUAGCUGUACUAGAUGGCAGGGCUCAGCCAGUGCCCGAUGAGCUCUGCCCCUUCCUCGGACUAGUCCUCUAGCACUCUAAGGAGGCUAGUUCCAUGUCCCAUGAAGACAUAAGAACCAGGGCCACCACAUGGUGGGCAUCCAUCCUCCGAGGGAAGGUUGCCCUCAGCCGCUUCACAGAGGCAUCCGUACCCUUAGCCCUAAGGAAGUAUUUACUCACCCCUCCAGGCCUGCUACAGUGCUGGCCAUGUCUGCCCCAGCUGAGACACUGUCCCCAACAUUCUCUCUGCUUUGAGAAGAAGGGUCAUAGCUGAGUGUUAUUGUCUAUCCACGGAGCCAAGAAGGUGACAGGCUGAUUCCCUGCCAUUUGAAUGGGCAUUUCACAGUCUUUAACCUACCUGCCCUGCCCGUGCCCCAUCCUGUGCUGUGUGAGUGCCCCGUGAGAGCUCCUGGGUUCACACGGAGAUGUUUCUGUGGUCCCCAGUUAGCCCGCUUUUCUGCUUGGAGAGUGCUAUGUUUACUAGGUGACUUCACUCUUCCUGUUGAACAUUGCUUCCCUUUCUGUCCCGACGUUGCUGGUGCAGAAUGUGUUCCUCCCCUGUGCGUUAUCAGGUACUCUAUCUAACUGCACAUUUUAAAACCCUGGAUAUUGAACUUUUUUCUUUAGCCACUUGGUAAUCAUCCGUUCUGAACGCUCACAUUUUGAUUGUAGCAGCUAAAUACAGUUUAUAUAUAUAUGCCAAGCUUAGAUUACUCCCCAUUGUCAUUUACUUUUUUAAACAUGUCUCUGUUUCACGCAAUCCUCUCUGAUCAGAUUGGAAUUGUGAGUUAAAACAUUCCGGUGUGCUCCAGAGGGUCACAGACUUGCCUUGUCUUACAGGUUUGCUGUGGUCGUGGGGCCUUCCUGGUUUAUUUCGUCAAAGAUGACCUGCUGUUCUGCGCUAACUGCAGCUUAAAAAGAAAAGAAAUGACCACACUGCCAAAUAAGUAUAGCUCUAGAGCACAGCCUCUCCCUGGGACUUGCCUCCUCCCGUGUGCAGGGAUGGCUGUGCUGGACGAGCAUGCAGGUGCUGCCCUUAGUGGCAGGAGAGCUGAAGAAAUGCAAAGGAUCCCCUAGCCAUAGCGCCAGUGUUGGUGCAGGUUGCUGUUUUUGUAACAGCUCUCCCAGUGGCCACUCAAGGACAAAGUGGGGAGUACCUAUGGCCCUGUGUCAGCCAGUUCUAUCUUUCCCCAGGACACAGUCCUGGCCUCUGCCUUUAUCCAGAGUGGGAGCUACUAGGACGUAGGAGCCUGGAGAAGAGGCUGUAUACACAGAGAGCUAUCAAGCCAGGCCUCUUCACUGAUCAGAUGCCUUCCUCCAUGCUAGGCAAAUCCUUUUUCUGGUAAGAAAUAACAAGUUCAUAUACCCAGUCUCAGGACCAUGUUGGGGUAGAAGUUGUAGUUCUGUUCAUGAGGCUCCAUUAUCUGCUUAACGAUGUCCUCAUGAACCUCGGUGCUGGAACUCAGGCUAAUAAUGUAGGAAACGACUCCUCCUUUGGGAGAGUGACCCCAUUCUUCCAAGAACCUAGCUCUGAGGUCAUGCAAGCACAGAAGCGCCUGGCCAGGUGCAGCUGGUGCCGUCCAUGGCUUGGCCUCACCUGCUUUUCCUUCCUUUGUAACAUGGGCAACCUUCACAGCCUCCUGAAACUGCUUCCUUACCUGCAUGAUACCACCAAUGCUGUCUGCCCUUGUCAGCCCAGCGAGGUUAAGACAUUGGAAGAGCAGGUGUGAAGUGAGUGGCAGAGCCAUUAGGGAGGAUUGUGGGUCCAGAAGUGCCACUCCCAUUGACAGUGUGGGCUACAGAGGCCUUUUGAUGUGGGGCCCUCCCCAUGGCAGUCUCCUGCAGCAGAGGAUUUGCCACAGGGUAGGAAUGGGGAGGUCAGAGCACUUUACAUCUUAAAUGACACAUAGGGAGGACAGAGUGGGGGGCACCUGUAGUUUAGAUGAAGCCCAGGAGCCAGCAAAUGAGCAGUCAUUUAGCAUGUGCUGAGGCAGCUUCAGGCUCCCAGGCAGCCAGUGAUGAAAGCAUGGCCCAGGAGCCACAAGCCCUCAUAGGCACAGGGACUAGCUCACUGGACCUUUGGGGCCUUCUCCAGACCAGUAAUAGCCCCACGUGUGCCAGAAGUGCCUCACCCCUGUCUCCAACUGUCCUUCUACCUAGUUCAGCUCUCUACCUGAGGACUUCACUUAGAGGCUCUGGUGUUUGAGCCCCGCUUCUACCUUGGGAACACCCUAGGCCAGUACUGGCUGUUUGCCUUUGGGUUGGGCUUGUUUUGCUGGGUCCUUCCCAUUGAGCCUGCUCCUGCAACUCCAUUCUUCCUGUUUCCAAACUAAAGGCUGAGCCUGAAGAUACUGCUAGGUAGAGCUAUCAGCAGGCCCCAGGCGUGGCUAGGUAGAGCUAUCAGCAGGCCCCAGGCGUGGCUAGGUAAAGCUAUCGGGCAGCCCUGGGGCAAGGCAGGGCUGCUCCUGCUCCGGACACAGGAACCAGCCAAAGCCAGGGCAGCCCCUCUAUGUGUGAGUUUUGGAAUCCAGGUCUACCCAUUUGCCAGUUGGUCCUUAUGGAGUUGAUUCUAGCACUCCAAAGUGGACACUUUGACUGGAAGCCAGCCUCUGAACUCUAAACACAUCUGUUGUAAGACAGAUGUGGGAAGAGGCAACAUUUCUACACGGAGGAGGGGGGCUCCCAGGCAGGGGGGGCUCCCUCUACAUCUGCUCACUUUUGUCUACAGAGAUAUAGCUGCAUUAUCUCAAAGAGGGAGACUGCCUGUGUGCUAACGACACAACAGCUCCUUAAAUUCCAGAAAGGGCAGGAGGGCCAUGCCUGCAUUAGGAGAAGCUCCCAUAGGUGAAGGGAGCCCAGAUGAAGGCCUCCAUCCAGUCUGGGAGGAGAGUCUGUGGUGAGCGGUGGGCACACCUUCCUGCUCAGGAAAUGCUAGGCACUAGUUGCAUGGUAGCUUCACAGUGGCUGCAGAGGUUGUGUUCCCCCCAGAGGCACUUGAUAUGAGGGGUAACUUCACUCUGUGACACUCUGGAGCACACUCAGACCCCCCAGUGACCAUGGGAAGCCAGUGUCAGAAUUCUGGCUGUAGUUAAGAAAAUCAGGGGAACUAGUGGGAGUACUACACACCUUUAAUUCCAGCACUCUGGAGGCAGAGGCAGGUGGAUCUCUGCGAGUUUGAGGCCAGCCUAGUCGCCAAAGCAAGUUCCAGAAUAGCCAGGGUUGUUAUAUAGAGAAAACCUAUCUCAAAAAAAGAAUAAAAAACAAAAAUGAGGGGAUGGGUGCCAUCUUCCUACCAAAGAAUUACAACCAAUUAAGCCCACCAUGCAGAGAUGGUCAUUCACCUCAACCUUCCCACAGUACCCUUGACCCUCAACAUGGCAUAGCAAGUUCCUGCAUCCUUGUGCCUACCCCGAUCCACAGCUACUCAGCUGCCAAAGCCAGGUCCUACUGUCCCGUUCAUAGCCUCCCUGUCCUCCAAUUAGCCCACUGUAGAUAAGGCCUUGUCCCUAUCCAUUACAUGUGCCUCACUCCUCUGAGUCUCCAGCUCACCUUCCUCUAAAGCAGAGGCAACCUCAUCUUCGCCCCAGUAUGUUCCCACCCCAGCCUGUUCUACCCACCCGCACAGCAUCCUGAGCUAGCACACUGUGGGGAGGGAAGCACGUCCUGACGGGAUGUGUAUUGCUGACACAGACACUGCGGGUCAAGAACUCCUAAGCCUCAGUCCCACUCAAGUGGAGCCUUCCUCUGAGUCCCAGUGUGAGUGGUUAUGUUUGGUUGGCCAGUGUGUGCAAAGAUGCUUAUAACCCAAGACUGCUCACCUACAGAGGCCUCCAUUAGAGAAUGCGUAACCUCUCUCUGUGCUGUGCCUAAUAAACAUGCAGCAGCUGCCGGGUGGGGCGGUCCCCUCCCAACUUUACCAUGUCUGUGUGUUUGUCCUUUGUUCAUUCCCUUAUUUCCCCUAGUCAGAGUUCCAGGACCAAAGUCACACAAAGCAUGGCAGACUGUAGAGACAAGUUGUACCCCCAGGCCUUCCCUGGUUACAUCCCAGGCAAACUAACUGGUGGAGGUGGUUUUAAGAUUUGGGAAGGGUAGUUCUGCAGCAGUAAGUAGCUUUCAACCACGCCCAAGCUAGCGGGACUCAUCCAGAGCUCCUGUCCUGAGGCCAUGGGUCUUCCUCAGCCUUCCUUCCCACCGCUGUGCAGAUUCACUUCCAAGUCAGCAGUCACCGUGCCCUCCUUGAAAAGAAGGCCCACACGGUAGCCUCUCCUUUAUUGAGGAUCUGCCUGGGACUAGAGACUUGCCAUGAAAAGAUGGGUCUCUAGCUUUUUGGGAACUUGCAGUAAACCAGUAAGAUGUAGCACAUGGCAGAUCAGCAGAAGGGACACAGGCAGCUGUGAUGGGGUAGAAAGUCCGCUGCUCCAGCGGGAACAUGGCAAAGGCCAGAGCCCUGGGAUAGAUGCCAGUGUUGGGAGGUGUUAGUGUCUGCCAGGCCUGCAUGCCUCGUCACCCUGGAGACGCCAUAGUUAUGUCCAGUCCCCCUCCCAUUUAAGAGGGACACUGGCAGGGAUAUCACUGUGCCUCCUUUCCCCAUCUCUAGGGUGGGAUGCUUGUAUUGCCGGCCCUGCAGCAGUGGUGUAUGUGAUUGUACCUGGUUGUCACCCACGUAGCUCACAGGGCAGGUUCUGUAUGGCGGUCAGACUGUGCCAGUGAAGCCCAGGAUGCCAUCAGCUUCUUGGUUCAAGGCUCUGCAUGACAGCAGCAACUUCCUAGCUUUAAUCACAAAAGCCUGAGCCGGAGCCCAGACCCGAUGGCUGGCCAGCUAAAGAGGAAAACCACACUGGAGAGAUGGCUCUGCAGUGGAGACCCUGCUGUACCAGAUGCCCCAGGUUCAAGUCACAGCUCUCAUGGCAGCUCACAACUGACUGUAGCUCCAGUUCCAGGGGAUCUGACAUGCUAACACACACAUGCAGGCAAAACACCAAUGCACAUUAAAAAAAAUUUAAAAAAAAAAAAAAAAAGUGCCAGGCCAGCAAAUGCGUGAAGCAGAACAGCGCGACAGGGUGGGAGCUGCUGGCUUCUCAGAAUCCUGUUUCUCGGAGAUUCACAGAAAGUCUGUGGCAGGCCUUGCAGAGAGGCUAGCCACAGGGUCACCUAGAGGUGGUCAGGCAAUAGCCAUACUUCACCCCACCCCACCCCUGAGCUGAUCUGGGGACUGAGGCAUGCAGAGUGCGAAUUUCAGAGCCACCCCUCCUUUGAAUUUGGUCGGCCAGGAAACGGUGGCCACCCACCACCACCAAGCCUUUUCUCCAUCCCAUCAUGAAAAUAAGUUGUCUCCCUCAUUAUUAUAUGCUUAUUCCAUUGAGAUUGUUUUUAGAUAUGCAUAUCUUUUAAGAUUUCCAUAUGGAUUUUCAAAAGGCCUUACUGUUAGUUGUCCCUCCUUUACCCUGCCCUCUCAUUUCCCUAUUUAAUCCUAGUUUUAAUUUAAUUCUAGUUUCCUGUUUAUCCUUUUAUAAUACUAUGUUCUAUUCCCCCUCCCCCAGCUAAACACCUUGUGCCACCAAGAAAAAUCAAUCAGUGUCAGGAGUGGAUUAUUUUUUGAAUUAUUAGCCAAAAGGGUCCCAUAGCCUUCCCCAAAACAUGAAACGAUUCCCAAUGCUCUUGUUACUGUCAGAUCCAAAAGAACUCCAUUUCCCCAAAUUUCAAAAAACAGAAGAGACGACUGUCUCUUCACCUCCUCCCCUACCCUAGACUCCCUUAGCUCAUGACGUCCCUCCUGCAGCCCUUCUUCUCCAGACCAGAGCAAGCCUGUUCAACAGUUUCCUCCACAACCUCUCUUCUGGGUCAGGUACACUGGUGACUCUGUCAGGAGGCAGGAAAGCAAACAGAAGAGCCAGGGAAGGAGCCAUGGACUAGGCCUUUCACAGUGAACUGUUCCCAGUCUAGCUACAGCUGCUUGGCUCAUACUCCUUUUCUUGGUUUUAUUUAACUCUAAACUGCUUCUUUCUCAUGUCUCUAAAACUUUUGCUAAAAUAUAAAUGUUAUAUCAAGA
Alexandromys fortis (reed vole) is the source of this 10131-nucleotide messenger RNA. It is a transcript of the gene Tbc1d5, whose product is annotated as TBC1 domain family member 5. The coding region runs from base 481 to 2970 and encodes 829 amino acids. The transcript has 25 exons. The record is from RefSeq and is a predicted model, not a curated record. Gene Ontology annotation, molecular function: GTPase activator activity. Lineage: Eukaryota; Metazoa; Chordata; Mammalia; Rodentia; Cricetidae. Gene Ontology annotation, biological process: activation of GTPase activity.